CUGGAUGGAUCUCUCAGGCUCUUAGAUGCGUGUAGCUCUGCUAAGGAUGUGUUGCUGCAAACAAAGGAAUGCACACGUGAACUUCAAUCAAGUAUGCGGAGAAGAUGUGGGGAUGAAACAGAUAUUAAGAAAUAUUUAGCCUCCAGGAAAAUUGUGAAGAAGGCAAUCCAAAAGGCUUUGGGAAACUUGAAGGGUGUGGAAAAGAAAUGCAGUAUCUCGCCCAUCAACAAAGACCAUGAAGCUCUGGCUGUAGUAAGUAUGCUAAGAGAAGUUGAAGCAGUAACUGCCGCUGCUCUCAAAUCCCUAUUGUCUCUUAUCUCAGGGUCUAAUCUGCAAAAAAAGAAAAGUGGUUGGUCAUUGGUUUCGAAAGUGAUGCACCACAGAAGAGUGGCAUCUGAAGAAGUUUUAGGCAAUGACAAAUUUAUGCAGGCAGAUGGCGCAUUGGAAUCUCUCUACGGUCACAAGGAAAGCAGACGUGAUAAACAUAUGUUUCUUGAGAAUGUACAAAACCAGCUAAAAGAUUUGGAGCAGUACAUUCAAGAACUUGAAGAUGGUCUUGAAUGCCUGUACAGACGAUUGAUUAAAACUAGAGUUUCCUUCCUCAAUAUCUUCAAUCACUAGCCUAGCAAGAGAGUCAAGACUUAACCAUACUCAAUUUUGGGAUCUGUACAUAGAGAAAUUACACAUGUAAUAAUAUUAUACUACAGUUAAAUACUAUUUUCAAUAAAUUCUCUUUUCUAUUAUCUUGUCUUUCUUCUCUCUCAGUAACAUUCGUUUGUGCAAAUGUUACGGCUAAUAUCUCAUUCUACAUUCAGUUGGUAAAGAAACAAAAUUCAACCAUCAAGUAUUCGACCAUCUAGUUAAGAAUAACCAUAGAUGCUUUAUAUUUCAAAAAAAAAAAAAAA
This is a messenger RNA of Carica papaya (papaya), 905 nucleotides long. Lineage: Eukaryota; Viridiplantae; Streptophyta; Magnoliopsida; Brassicales; Caricaceae. The record is from RefSeq and is a predicted model, not a curated record.